Daldinia loculata is the source of this 1248-nucleotide messenger RNA. RefSeq lists its product as uncharacterized. The coding region runs from base 164 to 964 and encodes 266 amino acids. NCBI's taxonomy places the organism in Eukaryota, Fungi, Ascomycota, Sordariomycetes, Xylariales, Hypoxylaceae. Gene Ontology annotation, cellular component: preribosome, large subunit precursor; nucleus; preribosome, small subunit precursor. The transcript has 2 exons. Gene Ontology annotation, biological process: rRNA processing. The record is from RefSeq and is a predicted model, not a curated record.
CUAUUUUUUCCCUUUAUCUUUUAUCAGCUUCAUUUUUUAUCGUCCAUGUCGUCACAGCCAAUAGGUAAAAAUUGAUCGGCAGAAUAAUUCACGCCAAACUCACUCGCGAUCGUGUUAUAGGAUACCUCCUAGCAGACGCCGAAUACCCUAUACUCCGACCACAAUGGCAGCCGACGAGCGGAACAUGCCCUUCAUAAAACACCUUGCAUCCAGUGAUCGUAAAAUACGAACCUCAGCCCUCGGUACCCUCCGCACGUUCCUUACGGCGCCUACCACCGCCCGGAAGCUGACAGACCUCGAUUAUCUAAAACUAUGGAAAGGUCUAUUCUAUAGCGUAUGGAUGUGCGAUCGGCCCAUCCCGCAGCAGAACUUGUGCGCCGAUCUCGCCGGCCUCCUAGCUACCCUUCCUACGCCGAGCGAUAACGAGUGCGCCGUAGUAAUUCCGUUCCUCCGCGCCUUCUGGGCUACUCUCUCCCGCGAAUGGACUGCCAUUGACGUUUUGCGCAUGGAGAAAUACUUGUUGUUGGUGAGGCGCGUAUUUGGUGCUAGUCUGGCUUGGGCGGGCGACGGGACGAAAGGGAAGAAAGGCGAGCAGUUGGCCGGUACACGCGCAGACGGCAUGCUUCGGCUGCUAGAGGAAUGGCCCCUCGAAAAGACGGGCGACCUAUCCAAAGUGCCUGUCGGCUUGCGACUUCACGUGCUGGAUAUAUGGGUCGACGAAGCAGAGAAACUGGAGCUGCUGGCGAACGAAGGCGACGAGAGCGCCAAGGACUGCGGCACGUUUCUGGACAGGUUGCGGACUAUCGUGGAGGUGCAAUCCAAGUCUACUUGCCAACCUGUGCGAUCUAGAGCUAAGGAAUCUCUGUCCGACGAGAGGUUACCGUGGAAUAGAGUUACCUCGUCGGAGGAAGAGACGGAUGUUGACAAGGGCGAUGGGGACAGCUGGGACGGAUUCGACGACUGAGUCGCAAACUUCGGUUUAUCCGCUGCCGGGAAUGCGAACGCGGUAGGGUUUGGAGUUCGGGCGUUUAUGCGGAUGGACAUAUCCAGGGUUAACGCAUUGCCUCGGGAAUCGAAACAUUUUGUUCAAGACCACUAAAGUCCUAUAUUAAUAAACAUACCUAAGGCGCCGCACAAGUCGUGCGCGUAUUGCUCAAAGACUAAUUUACAUAUCUACUUCUACGCUGGGGGUAUCACAUAACAACCUGCUCGUUGCUCUUUUCCGUACGCGCGCCUCAAGUUUAUACA